CAGACCAAAGGCAAAUGAAUGCAUGCAGUAGUUUUCUUGCAGCUUGACGACAGUCCAUUGUUUCCGCAGUACUGCAGUACUGCCACAUCGCCGUCUGCGUGGGCCAACAUUUAUUCUGCAAUCUUGUAACUCUGGCCGGUUGGAUAAGGGUUUGGUUUCUUCCUGGAGUGGAGUAGGUUUUAGUGCGAUCGAUCUCGACCUACUCGUACUUGAUGGAAAUAAGUUUGGAGUUGAGUAUAGUAGUCAAGUAGUUGUUUCUCAUCCGAAUCCUGAUUAGCUAACGUCGGUGGCCAGUCUACCACGUCCAGUAAUAUUAUUACGAGCUAAUGAACUAGUCCAUUCAACCCACAGCAGCUCAGUUUCUACUUUUGUUUGUGUGGUAAUUGCAGAAGCUCUUGCGUGUCCCUUAUUACGUUGUUCCUGAAAUAAUUGAUUUGUAGGUAUGUCGUGUUCCGUUAUUUAAACCCCGAGAGUAGUGGAAAUCAGUGCAGACCUUUAGUCUGCAUCGCCUGCCGUCAGGUCUCGAGUCUUGACCUGAAUAUAAGAUACAGUGGUAUAGUGGCAUCAUCAUCAGCAGUCAGCAUGUUCUCAGUCUGUCGCCCUGCCUUGCUUCUCAUGUCCACUGUACUCGCCGUUUGUGCGGCAAUUGACUUUGGACACCACAAUUACGAUUCCAUGACGUUGUUACUGCGCCGAACAGUUGCAAAGUGUCCCACGAUCAUGCGCCUCUCAUCGAUUGGUUCAUCGGUGGAGAAACGCUCACUGUGGGUGGUUCGUGUCACUGACCAGCCGGAUAAGCACGAAGUCGGUGAGCCAAUGUUUAAGUAUGUGGGCAAUAUGCACGGCAAUGAGGUGGUCGGCCGGGAAGUGCUUCUCAAUCUUCUCGAGUACAUCUGUGAGGAAUACGAGAAGAAUUCUACCAUUCGGCGGCUAGUUGAUAGCACAGACAUCUACAUCUUGCCUUCCAUGAAUCCAGAUGGUUACGAACGUACUGGUCCGCGCAAGUGUGGAGAAGGACGAGGCAGGGAGAAUGCUCACGGGACCGAUUUGAAUCGAGACUUCCCUGACCAGUUUCACCCGGGCACACCAGAGAACAAGGCCCAGGCUGAGACGAAAGCCAUGAUGCGUUGGAUCCGUAGUAAGGCGUUUGUCCUCUCGGCCAACCUGCAUGGUGGUGCUGUUGUUGCCAGCUAUCCGUUUGAUGAUUCGGCCGACGGUCAUUCAACACGCCAUGGCGGCAGUCCGUCGCCCGACGACAGGGUGUUCCAGUUCCUGGCACAUCUGUAUGCGAAUGCGCACGCCACUAUGGCAUCUCGACCGGCCAACUGCAUGGGUUCGUUUCCGGGCGGCGUCACUAACGGUGCCGACUGGUAUGAGCUGAGCGGUGGUAUGGAAGACUUCAACUAUGUGCAGUCAAACUGCUUUGAGAUCACGGUCGAGUUGUCUUGCUGUAAGUUCCCUCCGGCCUCACAGCUGCCGAAGGAGUGGGAUAACAACCGAGAUGCGUUAGUCCGCUACAUGCAAGCCGUGCAUCGCGGUGCCAAGGGCUUUGUGUACGAUGCCAAAACAAGUCAGCCAGUGCCAGGUGCACUGAUCAGUAUACGCGCUAUUAAACAUGAUGUGACGGCAACCAGCGAUGGUGCAUAUUGGCGAUUAUUAGCGCCUGGCAAGUAUAUCAUCGUGGCCCAUGCCAAGGGCUAUGACAGUGUUUCCAAAACCGUCAUUGUGCCAGUUAGCAGUGAUGGUGUUCGUGUGGAUUUCAACUUGCCACCUGCCAGCGAUGGUGAAGAUGUUGCCUCUUCGUUCACAGCUACUAAUGAUGUGUCUAGUGACUUAUACAAGCCAGCACGCUUCUCUCAUCAUGAUCAUAAGGCACUGCUGAAAACACUGCAGGAUAUUAAUCGCCGUUUCCCGCAUUUGACUCGGCUUUAUGAUAUAGGCAAGAGUGCCGAAGGUCGCACAUUGGCAGUUCUUGAAAUCUCCGACAAUCCAGGCAAGCAUAAGCCCGGUGAGCCGGAAAUGAAGUAUGUUGGUAACAUGCAUGGCAAUGAGGUUGUGGGUCGGGAGAUGCUGCUGUUACUCGCUGGCUACCUAUGUGAAAACUAUGGCAAAAGUGAGCGGGUGACGCACCUGCUCAACUCCACACGUAUCCACCUAAUGCCGACUAUGAAUCCAGAUGGUUACAGUCGUGCUCAUGAAGGUGACAGAUCUUCGGUGCGAGGCAGGGGCAACGCUUACAACAUCGAUCUCAAUCGCAACUUUCCCGAUCAUUUUCAACCGAAUCGCAGGUUUGAUGAACAGGUGGAAACAUCAGAGGUUCGCCAGUGGCUGGAGGCAUAUCCCUUUGUCUUAUCUGCUAACCUGCACAAUGGAGCUCUAGUUGCUAAUUACCCCUACGAUGACGCUCCUCUUCCAAGCAAGUCACCUGACGACAGAGUGUUUCGACAGUUGGCCAAGGCGUACAGCUAUGCGCACCCACUGAUGCAUCGCGCCAAUGAGGCAAACUGUGACCCAUCCGAUCCACCGUUCAAAGAUGGUAUUACGAACGGUGCAACAUGGUACAGUGUGGCUGGAGGCAUGCAAGAUUACAACUACUUUCACACCAAUUGCUUUGAGAUCACUGUGGAGAUGGGCUGCGUCAAGUUCCCACGGCGUCGCUACCUGAAGCAGCACUGGCAGGAGCACAAGCCUGCACUACUGGCCUUCAUGGAGCAGGUUCACAUUGGGGUCAAAGGCUUCGUUCUGGACCCAUGUGGUCGGCCAGUAAGCAAUGCCACCAUUGCUGUGAGUGGCAUUGAUCACCGUAUUGUAACUGCCCAUGAUGGUGACUACUGGCGUCUGCUUAGCUCUGGAGAGUACGUGAUCAAAGCAUCCGCACCCGGCAUGAAAGCAAUGACUCAUUCCGUGGUGAUCAGCAGUAAAGUAGGUCCUGCUGUACAGCUCAACUUUACCCUCUACCCGUUGCCGUCUCACCUGUCACUGGUGGCCAAGUGUCCCAGGACUACGUCGCUCGCAACACCAUCAGCAACACCGAAGCUGGCGGAGAAGAGUGUCGCCACCACAGUCCGGGAGACAACCACUGUACGUGCGGUGUUACCAGCUGACACAUCUCAGUUGCCAGUUGACGAUCUUGGCGAAGCUUCUCUUGCUCAUAGUCUGGUUAGUGACAGUGCUGGUGUGCCAUCACGUACCACCGAUGGCACAGCACCGCCGCAUGCAACCAAUGCCAUGCUAACAUCUUAUAGCAAAGCAUCUGCUGCAGAAGGACUUGUAACCAUGCCAAGAACAGUGGUAUCGCAUUCAGAAACAGGUGAUGCUCGGAGCAAGAUUACUGAUGAUGAUAGACUGCCAACUGUGCGGACAAUGCACUCUGCCUCUCCAACAGUGCACUCGCCAACUGAAGCACUUCUUUCAACUGGCGGAUUGCUUGUGUCUGAAAUAUCUACUUCUACCGCUGUUCACCGUCCUCUUACCCCUACCCCUACUCCACAGCAGGAUCUUACUGGCAGUUCAGUAGCAGCUGCAUCCACUGACGUAUCCCCAUCACCGCCAUCCUCUUCUCAGUCACUCGACGAUUUCCUUGUCCGUUUGCACCAUGCCCAUCACACAUGCCAGCGGGUUGCGAAUGUUACCAUUGAUCCAAAGUCGGCGGCGUUUCACAUUGGCACCGGCCACCGCCGCCUUGUGCUGGCCAGCAAUGAGGCUGCACAGCUGCUUGUUAGCUUUGCUGAGUUCCUGUGUGAACAUCACAAGCAGCGGGAUGUUUCUGCCGCUCUGGCAGCUACACAUGUGCAUAUCAUGAUUGACAUGAGCCAGUCUGCUCUGUCACCCCGGUGCUCGGAGAGACCAGAACCUCCGCUUGGUCUAACAGAGAUAGCUCAUCAUGCUGAUGUGAUAGCUGUUGUCAGCAACGACUGUAACCACACACUUCCCAAUAACAGUAGUGAUGCUGGACCUGUGCCGGCACUGUUGACUACCUACUUGCAGACCCUGGCUAAACACAAGACAACAGGCAGUGACCCUGUGCCGUGCGUCCGCUCUGCCCUUGAUGUUCCCGACUUGAAGUCUCCCGCUGCAGUUGUUGUCUUGCCCACCCGAUGCUGUACCGUAUCAAAGGCAUUCUGUUCGUCACUGGACCAUUUCCAGGCACUGUCUCAAGCAUGGCUUUCUGUUGUACGCUCUACGGCUGUCGGCAUUGGUGGACACAUUAUCUCCACUGCUGGUGAGGCUAUUUCAGGUGUGAGCGUUUGUGAGGGUAGCCAUUGCACACACAGCGAUAGUAGUGGUGUGUUCUGGUUACUCACUGGUGCCACUGGUCCGAAGACGCAUCAUCUUGUUGCCGAUCCUUCCCUGGCUCGUUUGCCUAGUGCCUCUUCUCGACUACUGCAACGCACUAUUACCGUACAGAACACGAGUGUAGAUUCACUUCAAAUCGUACUGGACGUGCAGCGCGUCAUGGGCUUGUCCAAGCAGAUGUUCAUUUUAACACUCAGUAUUGUUCUGUUCUUCGCCAUCCUCAUUGUCUUUGCGCUGGCUGUCCUAUGGCCGAGAGCACGGCGUACUCCGUCCAGGCAGGGAUUCAAGCGUCUUGACCCCCUGGAAAUGGAAGCAGCUGUCCUGCAAGAUGAGGCCCCGUACUCGACGCGUUCAAAAAGCGCUGCAUCAAAGUUCGGCAAGAGAGGCCACGGCAUGUCACCAUUGUCCAUCUCGAAAGCGGAUGCUAUGCUUGAAGAUACGUCUGAAGAAGAGUUCUCUCUACCAGGCAAUGGUCAAACACGACGCAGCUGAUCAUUUCUAAAGUUAGUCUUUUUCUGGAGAUUUUUUCAAGGUUCGACAGAAUAUUGUGUGUAGCUGGGUGCCGCACCGCUGGUCGGUGCUAUGCUGUACAUCGUGCUGCGCUUCCGCACGUGUGUGUGUGUGCACGUGUGUGUGUGUGUGCAUGUGUGUGUGUGUAUGUGUGUGCACAUUGUGUGUGUGUGUGUGUGUGUGUGUGUGUGUGUGUGUGUGUGUGUGUGUGUGUGUGUGUGUGUGUGUGUGUGUGCAUGUGUGUGCAUGUGUGUGCAUGUGUGUGCAUGUGUGUGCUGCUGCUCUGCGCAAGUAUUUUUAAUUUAUUGAACUGAAACAUUUAUUUAAACUCUGUCGUAUUCUAGAAGGAGAUUUGUGUUCAGCAAACUACGCGUUGCCCUGGCUAUUUCCGGAGUCUACCCCCUUCUUCCUCUGUCCAUUUAUUUUUCAACAAUAUUUAUACAAGUAAAACAAUAUUAGCUGCGGAUUAGCUACGGAUUUCCAUGUACGUGGGAGUGGAAAUUUUAAUUAUCGUUGGCUCACCCGUAGUGCAAUGCUACGAAAACGUUUGAGAACAGUA
Sycon ciliatum is the source of this 5365-nucleotide messenger RNA. Its product is annotated as carboxypeptidase D-like. The transcript has 3 exons. The coding region runs from base 583 to 4788 and encodes 1401 amino acids. Gene Ontology annotation, molecular function: metallocarboxypeptidase activity; zinc ion binding. Lineage: Eukaryota; Metazoa; Porifera; Calcarea; Leucosolenida; Sycettidae. Gene Ontology annotation, biological process: protein processing; peptide metabolic process. The record is from RefSeq and is a predicted model, not a curated record.